AGCCGUAGUGCGGCGGGGCCGCGGCGGGGCGGCCUUGGCCGAGGGUGCGGUUCGUGGCCCUUUAAGGCGCAGUCGCGGGAGAAGCGGUGGCCUGGGAUGAAGGAGGACAAGGAGAACGCGAGGCCCAAGGAGCGGCGCGGGGCCGCCACCGGGCUGGGGACUCUGCUGGGGGCGGGGUCGGGCACGGGCACCGCCGCCGCUGGGGACAGCAGGACCGGCACUGCUGAGCUCGACCGCCUCGAGCGGCCCAAGGACAAGAAGGAGACGCUCAGCAAGGUGGUGAUCCGGCGGCUGCCGCCCAGCCUGACGAAGGAGCAGCUGGAGGAGCAUCUCCAGCCCCUGCCCGAGCAUGACUACUUCGAGUUCUUCGCCAACGACUCCAGCUUGUACCCUCACAUGUUCUCGAGAGCCUACAUCAACUUCAAAAACCAGGAAGACAUAGUCCUCUUCAGGGAUCGCUUUGACGGCUAUGUUUUUGUCGACCACAAAGGUCAGGAAUAUGCUGCCAUAGUUGAGUUUGCACCUUUCCAAAAAGCUGCAAAAAAGAAGAGUAAGAAAAAGGAUGCGAAAACUGGAACUAUUGAAGAUGAUCCAGAGUACAAGAAGUUUCUGGAAAGUUACAGUGCAGAUGAUGAAAAAUUAACUUCCACUCCAGAAACUUUGUUGGAGGAAAUAGAGGCAAGAAACAAAGAGCUCAUAGCUAAAAAGACUACUCCAUUAUUGAACUUCUUGAAAAAUAAACAGAGACUGAGAGAAGAAAAAAGAGAGGAGAGGAGGAGGAGAGAACUGGAAAGAAAAAGACAAAGAGAAGAAGAAAGAAGAAAAUGGAAAGAGGAGGAGAGAAGGAAGAGGAAAGAAGCAGAAAAACUGAAGAAGGUAGACAGAUGCCCAGAAAAAGAAAGAGACAGAUCAAAAGAAGAACCAAAGAUUAAGCUGCUUAAGAAGCCUGAAAAAGAUGAAAAAGACUUGGAGAGAAAAGAAAAAUCCAAGAAACUGGAAAAAGAGACUCUGAGGGAGGAAAAAAUUGCGAGUAGUGCAUCUGCCAAACGAUCUGAUGGGGAGACAAAAGAAGAGAAGGCAAAAAAAUCAGAAGAUGAGUGUGUAAAGGACUACAGGGACCGAGAUAGAGAUUAUGAAAGAGACAGAGAAUAUGAGAGAGCACAAAGGGAGAAACUGAGGCGCCAAGAAGAGGAGCGUCGGAGGCAGAAAGAGCGCUUUGAGAAAGAGAAGGUUUUUAGAAGAAAAGAGGAAGAGGUGAAAAAGGAGAGAGACUUACUCAGAGAAAAGGGAAAGAAAAGUGAUCUUACAGACUUUACCAGCAGCACGGACAAAUCUGACAAAGUAACCAAAGAUGAUAAGAAAGAGGAUACAAUUAAGAGGGAUCGUAUCAGAAACAAGGAUCGUCCAGCAAUGCAGCUGUACCAGCCAGGAGCCCGAAGCCGAAGCAGAUUGUGUCAGUAUGAAGACAGUGCUGCAAAGCCCGCAGAUCAGGGUGCGGAUAAGAAACAAGAGAGUGAGACGAGUAAUAUGAAGGAAGAGGAGUGACUAGCAUGCAAGCCUUAUGUGUUCUGACUGUCUGUGCGGCCAAAGAGCAUGUACUACGCAAUCCAGAAGUGCCUUCGAAGCGAAGAAGGAACAAAGGAAGACAAGGGGGCAUUGUGCUGUUGGAUGUUAAAAGAACCUCAGCUGUAGAUUUGGAAUUUGAAAUGUGUUCUCAUUGUAUUUUCAGUUAUUUGAAUUUAUUUUCCCAGCAUCUAAACUACAUCAGAGAAGAGAAUCUUUGCAGAGUAGAAAGACUUUAUGGCCUUAAGUAUGAUAAUAAAUGAGUCAUGCAGUCAGGAGGAGAUGACACCUGGAUCUGAAGCCAGAGCUUUACUGUAAGGCGAUGGGAGCCAGUGUUUGAUGUGCUUAAGCAGAGCAAGCUUGAAGUUGCCCGGAGUUAACACAGGUGUUGUGUGGCAGUGAUAGCUGAGUGAUGUCAGUCUGGCACGGAGACAGGUACACAGGCUGAGGCAGUUGAGGUGCCGAUGAAGAGGAGAAGCCUCUGGCACAGGAAGAGGAGAACGCUUGGCAUAUCAGUGAUAAUGCUAGGGAGGGAGAGACCUUCCUCUUUCCUGGUUCUCUGGAUAUUAAGUAACUAAGUUGGAGUGUAUGAAUAAGCUGGCUUAAUAUUGGAAUACUUCUUGACAAAUUCUCAUGUAAAGUCUACCUACAUUGAAACGCUUACUUUUAAUCAAAUGUAGCUGGUUUGGGCAUCCUGUUCUUUUGCAGCAUUCUCCCUUCACCGUCUGGAGCGUUACCGCACUCCUGUCCUCCCUCAUAACUUGAACUGUUGUUUUACAGCCCAGAAAGAGACUUCACCAGUAGCAGCUCCUCCUAAGCUAGCGAAUUUUAGCCAUAGCUGUUUUGUACUAAACCCAAUAAACUCGCACAAACUCGU
Messenger RNA from Neopsephotus bourkii (Bourke's parrot), 2440 nucleotides. It is a transcript of the gene UPF3B, whose product is annotated as UPF3B regulator of nonsense mediated mRNA decay. The transcript has 10 exons. Gene Ontology annotation, biological process: positive regulation of translation; nuclear-transcribed mRNA catabolic process, nonsense-mediated decay; translation. Gene Ontology annotation, cellular component: nucleolus; cytoplasm; ribosome. Lineage: Eukaryota; Metazoa; Chordata; Aves; Psittaciformes; Psittacidae. The record is from RefSeq and is a predicted model, not a curated record. The coding region runs from base 97 to 1545 and encodes 482 amino acids. Gene Ontology annotation, molecular function: mRNA binding; structural constituent of ribosome.